UUGACUGUACUCUCCCUUUUCGAAGAACUAUGAUAACCCCUGCGUUACUUUUCCUCCUUGCCUUGAUUUCAUUCGCGUCUGCCUUUUCCGUCAAGUACGGUGGCUCGCCCGCUGAGCGUGACCCCUUCAUAGUGCAGCGCGAAUCCACAAGCAAUCACGAUCUUUCCUUCAAUCCUCUCGACGAAUAUUUACCGGUGAAUUUGGAGCGUGCCAAACAAUGCGCCGACCACUUUGGAGAAUGUUCUGUCGAAGAAAUGGAGGCUUUGCGGAAGAAUCUUCAUCGGGAACGCUUGCAAACCUUCAUCGGUGGAGGUUUUACAAUGAGAAAGCCUUCCGAAGAUACUUUAGAGCAUCUUUUGCUGGAGGAAGAACUGGACUUGCAACUGGCGCUGCUGAAACGGGAGACGCCCGAGUCAACGCUCUUUCCUCAUGUUGAAGAACCGAUGGAUUCUUUGCCGCAUUUGAAGGAAGGCAAUGAGCAUCUCAAGUCGGCAGCAGUGCCUGAGAAGAAAGGCUCGGCUUCCUUGGAAAAUGCAAUUUACAAAGCCGAGGUUGAUUUAGCCAUCGAAGAAACAAUACUCGGCCACCGUACGGAAAGUGUGGCCGAAGCGGUCAUGAUGUGCUCGGCAGUGCUAGCUUUUAUCAUGUUGCCACAAUUCGUUUAGGGCAGUAGGCGUACGAACCUUUCCCGGUUGCGUUUCAAUUGUAUAUUGCACCAUGGUGAUCCAGACCUAGAUUCGUGGAAGCGAAAAGGUCAACAAGAGCCGGAGUACGGUAGAAAAUUAAUCCUGACUACUAACCCAUGUUCGUAUGAACUGUAAUGUAACACAGCGACAACUGGCA
This is a messenger RNA of Phaeodactylum tricornutum CCAP 1055/1, 843 nucleotides long. RefSeq lists its product with no specific name. The transcript is spliced from 2 exons. Bases 30 to 665 code for a protein of 211 amino acids. NCBI's taxonomy places the organism in Eukaryota, Bacillariophyta, Bacillariophyceae, Surirellales, Neidiaceae. The record is from RefSeq and is a predicted model, not a curated record.